Molecule: messenger RNA, 993 nt
Organism: Colletotrichum fioriniae
Lineage: Eukaryota; Fungi; Ascomycota; Sordariomycetes; Glomerellales; Glomerellaceae
Source: RefSeq, a predicted model, not a curated record
AUGGCCACUCAACACAACGAUCGCGUCGACUUCAGAAUGGGCAACCUCCAGACUGCCCUGACAUAUACCCCGCAGCCCUCGGGAGACUUUCCGUCUCCCAAGGCCGCGGAAGCGGCAGACUGGCUGGCCCACAUUCUCUCCAAGAAUGAAACGGGCCAGUUUAUGAGUCCGGCAACGCGAGCCCGCGCUGAGAGGCUUCAUCACCUCUGUUCCGAGUCCGUCUACUGGCCUCUGUCAGAUCUGGUGAACCCUGCCCUGGACGCAGUGAAAUACGGCCGCCAUGAGAUUGAGUCCCUUAUCCGCAUUAAUGGACGCAAUAAAGCAGCGGGCCUGAAGUGGAACUGCAUGGCCAAGGACUACAUCGUCACCCGUUACGCCCCGUACUCGAAGGAGAUCGAGAACAAGCGCCGGAAGAUGGAGAGUCAGACAUGGAGACAACUCUUUAACGGUCGCAAAUCAGUCGGCCCUAUCGUCAAGUGUCCCUACGAGACCUCGGCCAUCUUCGCUGUCAUGGAUUGGGUCGACAUUGACCGCAUCCUCGACUUCGAGACGCGCGAGAACUCACGAUGGACCGAGUACCCAGGCAUCUCAGCUUUUGUCGACUUCUCGACGAAGAUUCCAGGGAGACAGCCCCCUUCGAAGUUGACCAGCUACCUAGAAGACGUAGCCAAGGCGCAUGGCGACUUGAAUUGGGGAAAGGUGCGGAAGUUCAUCAAGAUGUACAUCGCGCAGCGAUAUCCGGCGUCUUCCAACUUGUACACGGAGACCGAUUGGUUCGAAAGCCCCUUGCUGUUCUCCGACAUCCCCAACAGGCGGUACGAGAUCCAGAAUAGGACAUCGAGUCCUGCGGGCAGCAAUUCCGAGAACUCGAACGAGGCGCAAGGCCAGAGGGGCCAGAAAUUCGACGAAGACUCCCGAGCCCUAUCGGAGUGGACUCCGAGUUGCUGCUCUGACUACAAGGUUCUGGCGAUUCGGGCAAUGGGUGCCUUUUAA